GUUUCAGUGCAAUUAAUUGAAAAUGACACCCAUUUAAUUGCAAGCAAAAUAUUUUUCCAUAAUCUUGUGGAAAAUAUGUUCCUUUGCAGUGUCCCUGUUUAGCUUGAUUGACGGUGCAAAGAAGCUAGGUCCACUAUUAAUUAACCUUCUUGAUCAUCUCACCUUUUGUCAAUUAGGCGUAGUCAAUACUGCAAGACUUUUUGUGGGUGCUAAGUGCAUUUACCAGCUUUAUUACAAGAAGACCUUUAGAUCUUUUGGUCUCAAUAGUUUACUAUUAAUUGUUUCUAAAUGAGGAUUAUCAUCAUUCAAGUUUUAUCCAACCGGAAACCAGAACUCAUGUGGAUGUGUGAACAUGUGGAAAAUGUUCCUUGACUUGAAAAUAUGACUAUAGAAAAUUUGAUAUCCAUAGGAAAGGUAGCCGAAGGUGACUAUUUAUUUACUUGAAAUCAUAUAUAAAUGUCCUAACCACUCUCGUGUCUCUCAACAAUUAUCAUUUCUCAAAGAAACAUGGAAGUGUUUGAACUUCGGUGGUUUCGUAUCCGUUAUUUCCUGAUCCUGCUCCUGCUUUUUCAGUUUGAUUGCUCAUUGUCUUUCUCUUUCAAUUCCUCUAGUACUCCCCCACGGCAUUGCCCUCCUGACGAGAGCUUUGCCUUGCUCCAAUUCAAAAAUAUCUUAUCAGUCGAUUGCUCUUCUUGUCCUGACUGCUACUAUCUUGAUAGCAUUGGGUCUAUUUAUAAUAGCAAUAUGUCUUAUCCUAAGACAAGCUCUUGGAAAGCGGGUACGAAUUGCUGUUUGUGGGAUGGGGUUAUGUGCGAUACAGAAACUGGCUAUGUGAUUGGUCUCGACCUCAGUUGCAGCUGCCUUCGUGGAAUUAUUCCCUCCAACACCAGCCUUGUUCUCCUUCGCCAUCUGCGCAAACUUAACCUUGCUUUUAAUAAUUUUAGCUCGUCUCCAAUAGCAUCUGUGUUUGGUCAGUUUACUACUUUGACCCAUCUAAAUGUUUCUAACUCAAAUUUUUCGGGCAUAAUCCCAUCUGCAAUGUUCUCUCACCUGCAUAAACUUGUUUCCUCUUGAUCUAUCAGAUAAUGAUUUGAGAUUUGAGGGCAAUAGUUUUGAAAAUCUUUUGGGAAACUUGACGCAAAUAAGAGAACUUUUUCUUGAUGCAGUCAAUUUGUCUUCGGUUGCACCUACUUCUUUUCAUAACUUGUCUUC
Molecule: messenger RNA, 1212 nt
Organism: Durio zibethinus
Lineage: Eukaryota; Viridiplantae; Streptophyta; Magnoliopsida; Malvales; Malvaceae
Source: RefSeq, a predicted model, not a curated record